AUUUUCAGGCAUGUAUUUAGACAGUCAGUAGUUCAGCAAAGCACGUGGACAGAAGUCUUAGCUGUGCUGUGGCGCGUGUGUUUGGGGGGGGGAGUGCCUGGGAAGCAGCAGUUGUCUGGGCUUUACAUCCUGUUGUGAAAGUGCAACGGCGCGUGUGGUGUUGUGUGUGCGUGUUGUGUGUCUGCGAGGUGUGCUUGCCGUCAGAGUGAGUUCAGGUAUGAAGAGGGGCAAGAAGGCAGAAGAGGCAGCUGCGGAAGGAGAAAAUGACACAGCCUCUGCUCCUUCAAAGAAAGCAAAGGCAGCCAAGGAACCAGAGGGUCCGAUACUGUAUGAUGACCCUCCUGACAAAACGACCAGCAAAGAUGGACGCAACGCAAACAUGAAGAUCACGUCAUGGAAUGUGGAUGGGCUGAGGGCCUGGGUUAAAAAGAAGGGCCUGGAUUGGGUGCGAGAGGAGGAUCCAGACAUUUUAUGCCUACAGGAGACAAAGUGUGCAGAGAAAGCCCUCCCUGCUGAAAUCACCUCAAUGCCCGAGUACCCUCACAAGUACUGGGCUGCAUCAGGUGACAAGGAGGGUUACAGUGGGGUGGCUAUGCUCUGCAAGACUGAACCCAUCAAAGUGACCUAUGGAAUUGGCAAAGAAGAGCACGAUAAGGAGGGCCGUGUCAUCACUGCCGAGUUUCCCAGCUUCUACCUGGUGACGGCCUAUGUGCCAAACGCUAGCAGAGGCCUCGUUCGCCUCGAUUACCGCAAAACCUGGGACGUGGACUUCCGUGCAUACCUGAGUGAGCUGGACAUGCAGAAGCCCCUGGUGCUGUGCGGAGAUCUCAACGUUGCUCACCAGGAGAUCGAUCUGAAGAAUCCCAAGGGGAACAAGAAAAAUGCUGGCUUCACCCCCGAGGAGCGCGAAGGCUUCAGCCAGCUCCUGGCGGCAGGUUUUGUCGAUAGCUUCCGCGAGCUGUACCCCGAGCAGACCAACGCCUACACCUUCUGGACCUACAUGAUGAACGCCCGCUCAAAGAACGUGGGUUGGAGGCUCGACUACUUUGUGCUGUCGUCCUCUCUGCUGCCGGGCUUGUGCGACAGCAAGAUCCGCAACAAGGCGAUGGGGAGCGACCACUGCCCUAUCACUCUGCACAUAGCUGUGUAAGCUCACUCUGAGGUCAAAAGGCUUUGCACAACCUUCAGUCUGCUUAUACGUCUGUUUCAACCUGUAUACUCUGGUCACUCUGAGGCAUCUUCUCUAUGUACUGCUAAAACUCACUCAUAGUAAAAUCAGUGUUUCAGCUUAGCAGUUAAGGACAUACUUUCUUGUACUUUUUCCCCCCCCUCUCUACAUAAAAUGCCCUUCCUUCCUGUAACUGAAUUCUGUCCCUAAAUGAGAUCCAAAUUUCUUUUGACAAUUUUAUAACAGAUGCAACACUAAAUAUUCAAAAUGUGUAAGCUAAUUUUCAGGAACUGCCAGAUAUUUGUUACUGUUUAAAAUGAAUCAACUGCUGUUAAAAGAAAAUAAUGUGUCUUGUUGUAAACUUUUUUCCCAAACCAUUGUUAAAGUUUCUGUUGCCACACUUACCAAUAAAAGACUGAAUUUCUAUA
Messenger RNA from Oreochromis aureus, 1596 nucleotides. It is a transcript of the gene apex1, whose product is annotated as APEX nuclease (multifunctional DNA repair enzyme) 1. The record is from RefSeq and is a predicted model, not a curated record. The transcript has 5 exons. Gene Ontology annotation, biological process: base-excision repair. NCBI's taxonomy places the organism in Eukaryota, Metazoa, Chordata, Actinopteri, Cichliformes, Cichlidae. The coding region runs from base 218 to 1150 and encodes 310 amino acids. Gene Ontology annotation, cellular component: nucleus. Gene Ontology annotation, molecular function: double-stranded DNA 3'-5' DNA exonuclease activity; DNA-(apurinic or apyrimidinic site) endonuclease activity; DNA binding.